AUGACUUGCAAAGACUUACAUUCAAUUUCUGAAAGUAUACCCGGCAUGCGAAUGUACGGACCCGACAGCAUAUACAGCUGGAUGACUGCAGCCUGCUGUGUUCUGUCAAGCUUCUUCGUCUCCGCCAGCAUACGAUCAUCCGGCAUUCUCUAUUUCCAAACUGUGGAACACUUCCACGUGACAAGGUUAAAGGCUUCUUGGCCAAUUAUUGUAUCGACAGCUGCAAUGCUGGCAUCAGGAUUGGUUUCUGGGCCUCUGGCAAAGCGAUUCACUGUAAGGCCAGUAGUUAUAGUGGGGAGCUUCCUCUGUUCAUUUGGAUUGAUUUGUUCAUACUUUGCGACCAAUAUUGAGGAGCUAAGCAUUGCUUUCGCUGUCAAUGGUGCCGGAGCAGGAAUGGUGAUGUUGACGCACCCAACGUGCAUCAACCAACACUUCGUUAAACACAAAGGCCUUGUCAUUGGCCUCAAUUUCGCUGGAUCGACAUUAGCAUUUUUUGUGUUUCCAAAAAUCAUCGAGCUUCAAGCUAUCGCCUAUGGAUUCAAAGGAAGCCUUCUCCUCUUGGGGGCCAUCUCGCUCAAUUCACUGCCCUUCACCUUGUUUAUUAGGCAACCUCACUGGCUAACGAAACAGCCUGAUAUAAGCUCUCCAACUGCUAUAUCACACGCUCAGCAGAACGGAAGCGCUGUCAAAAUCCUCAAACACUCUUCGAAGCCGAGCCUCUUUCAAGACUUGCGCAAUCUUUUGUGGAAUCCGAUUUUCUACAUCAUACUUUACACGUACCUUACUUACAGUUUUUGCUACGAUUGUUACAGCUCGCUGCUUGUUGAUUUCGCCGUUGACAAGGGAAUUUCUUUGUCCAAGGCGGUAACGCUGGUAUCCAUGACAGCUUUAGCGGAUUUUGCCGGGAGGUUACUGCUUCCGACGGCCAUUGACCAUGGACUCAACAGCAGGGUCCUUAUGGCGGUUCUUCUGGCUUUUAUGGGGACUUGUUUCUUACUUCUACCUUUCGCGAACUGGUACACAUUCCUUUUCAUUGUGACCUGUGCAAUCGGGUUUGGGAUCGGCACGUGUCUUGUGAGCGCUUCCGUUAUCAUCACCCAGCGCGUAAGUGUGGAGAUGGCGUCAGUGGCCUUUGGAGUGGUGUACGGGAUCUGCGGAAUUCUGUCCUUUGGGAAGCCACCGAUUAUUGGAUACUUUCGGGACAACUGGGGCACUUACGACGCAGUUUUCAAUCUUUGUGGUGGAAUGUGCCUGUGCGGCUGCGGCAUCUGGAUUGCCAUUUCUGUUUUAGAGAAAUUUAGCGGAACCAAGAAAUGGAAUCCACAAGAAAAUCUCAGAACAGAGGACAUUGUUGCUCUCAGGUUUUUCUAUCUGCCAAGCUAUAUUUGCACGAGAGCUCAGACUUUUAUAACUCCUACUCAAGAAGAGGAUUACGAUAUAAAAAGAUUUUAAUAAUCGGCGUUAAGAUAGUGCCAUCAUGUUCGCGGUAAAAAAUGAGUAACGUUGUUGAAUAAAACGAUGCAACGCUAACUACAUUUCUUGCGUCCCAAGUGAGAAUGGCCAUAGUGACUAUCAGCGUGUAUCUUCUCGCCAAUAUAAGGCAUAUGCAGUUUCUAAUCGAAGGGAAUAUCAACCUUUGCCGUGCCAGUCGAUAUCGCCCUCCUAAUUGCAGCAUCUACCCCGACAUGACAGUUACUUUAAUUGUAGGAUAAAGAGCCUGUUUAUCGACACAACACCGGAGUUCGACACCCGUGGAUUACAAUUUUCAACAUUCACUUUGUUCCUUAAGCUCGUGUUUGUGUUUGUUUGCUUUUUAAUAAAAUAUAUAAGUAU
Ixodes scapularis (black-legged tick) is the source of this 1833-nucleotide messenger RNA. RefSeq names its product monocarboxylate transporter 9. Bases 1 to 1452 code for a protein of 483 amino acids. Lineage: Eukaryota; Metazoa; Arthropoda; Arachnida; Ixodida; Ixodidae. Gene Ontology annotation, molecular function: monocarboxylic acid transmembrane transporter activity. The record is from RefSeq and is a predicted model, not a curated record. Gene Ontology annotation, biological process: transmembrane transport. The transcript is spliced from 5 exons.